Chlorocebus sabaeus (green monkey) is the source of this 6914-nucleotide messenger RNA. The record is from RefSeq and is a predicted model, not a curated record. NCBI's taxonomy places the organism in Eukaryota, Metazoa, Chordata, Mammalia, Primates, Cercopithecidae.
UUUUUUUUUUGAUGGCUUGUCCUGGAAACACAUCAAGCUCAGCUCCUGUGUCCAGCUCUCUUCUCUGCUGGACUCCUUGAUUUUUUUUUAAAUCAGUGUUUGAUUUUGAGCAGUAACCAGGCUUUUUUUUCCAGAUGUUAGUCCACACCUAUUCAUCCAUGGUGAGUUUGGAUUCACGUGUUACCAGAAUUGCAUGCUCCCUCCUCUCACUGUCUCUCUGUCUCUGCGUCUCUGUGUGUGUGUGUCUCACACUCUCUGUCUCUCUCUGUCUUCCUUUGAGCGCCUUUGGCUUGGUAAUUUAGCACCAUAAUUGGACGAGGCUGCAGCUGCUUCUCUCUGCAUUGUGUGUUCUCCGUCUGAGCUCCAUGAGUCAGCUGGGAGGGGAGAGGUCAAAAAGAGAAACUUUUUAUUUGCCAUCGCAGUUUGGAAAUUUAGGUGACUAUUUCUGCAAAAAGAACCAUGGGGAGUUCCACAGAAGAGAGGGAGAAACAAAGUCCACCCCCCCAUAUACACACCUCCCCCUUCUUCUUUCACUUAGUUCACACUCCAGAUAGGACCAAGAAUAAGUUGUCUGGGCUUUUAUUUCCUCCCACCCCAACUUUAGGUUCUUCAUUUUCACACCCUGAGUAUAACAGCAUUAGAUAUAGAAAAACAGUCUUAGAAAUAACUCCUGUGAACCACAACUCAACUUAAUUCAACAUGGGCUUAGGAUAUGAUUUCGAAUGAGAUCCAUUUCAAUGAAAUACUAUUUAAGUUCUUUAAUUUCUCCUGGGGAGGGAGGAGUGACUGGGAACUCAGACCAGGCUGAUUCCUUGGAGCUCGUGGAAUGAUCGGGUUGUGUGGAAAGCUCCUCUUGAUCAGCCAGCUGCAUUUCCAGCGAAGGCAGAAGUUGGUUUUUAAUCAGGGGGAGUAGCACAGCAAAUUCUAUGAAGUUUUAUUUGUUGUGAUUUGGACCUCUGGAAGAGUUAGAAAAAAGUAGUUAAAAACACCCAGAGGAGCAAGCACCUUAUGUAAGACUCCUACAAUUUUAGUUAAGGCAUUUAGAAUCUCCCUCCAUACAAACUGUUCCUGUACCCCUGCCUUUUGCCUGCUUUGCACUCCCCAAAAGGCGGCUAAAAUGUUAAAGUGGGUGAUUCCUUUCCCGUUUUCUCCCCAAGCCUCGGGUUUGAAAUUGCUGAAAUCAUGUGGCCCUCUGAGUCAACUUGGGGGGGUCUAAGUUUCAGAUCCUUGCUUCCCUUGUCCCGGGAAGAGCGUACAAAAGCCGGGCUCUUCCAUUUGUCACUUGUAUUUUUUUUUCUUCCUCUCUGUCACUCUGUCUCUCUCUGCCUCUGUCUCUUUCUCUUUCUCUGUCUCCUUCUCUCGCUCUCUGUCCCUUCCUCUCUCCGCUCCCAGGACCGGCACGAUGGUGUCCCGAGCCACAGCUCGCGGCUCUCCCAGCUGGGCUCGGUGUCCCAAGGACCCUACUCGAGCGCCCCGCCGCUGUCCCACACCCCGUCGUCGGACUUCCAGCCGCCCUACUUUCCACCCCCCUACCAGCCGCUCCCCUACCACCAGAGCCAGGACCCCUACUCCCACGUCAACGACCCCUACUCCCUGAACCCACUGCACCAGCCCCAGCAGCAUCCUUGGGGGCAACGACAGCGGCAAGAAGUGGGUUCGGAAGCUGGAUCUCUCCUGCCCCAGCCUCGGGCCGCCUUGCCCCAGCUCUCGGGCCUUGACCCCCGGAGGGACUACCACUCGGUCCGCCGGCCGGACGUGCUGCUGCAUUCGGCGCACCACGGCCUGGACGCGGGCAUGGGUGACAACCUCUCGCUGCACGGCCUCGGCCAUCCCGGCAUGGAAGACGUCCAGUCAGUUGAAGAUGCCAAUAACAGCGGCAUGAAUCUAUUGGACCAGUCUGUCAUUAAAAAAGUUCCGGUUCCUCCCAAAUCGGUGACUUCUCUAAUGAUGAAUAAAGAUGGCUUCCUGGGAGGCAUGUCUGUCAACACCGGCGAGGUGUUUUGCUCCGUUCCAGGCCGUUUGUCUCUGCUCAGUUCAACUUCGAAGUACAAAGUAACUGUGGGAGAAGUUCAGAGACGGCUGUCGCCCCCCGAAUGCCUCAAUGCAUCUCUCCUCGGCGGAGUCCUCAGAAGAGCCAAAUCGAAAAAUGGGGGGAGAUCUUUGCGAGAAAGGCUAGAAAAAAUCGGUUUGAAUUUACCCGCGGGCAGGCGCAAAGCAGCAAAUGUCACGUUACUCACCUCCCUGGUGGAAGGAGAAGCUGUUCACUUAGCUCGGGAUUUUGGGUACAUUUGCGAAACAGAGUUUCCCGCCAAAGCCGUCUCUGAGUAUUUGAACCGGCAGCACACAGACCCGAGUGACCUGCACUCCCGAAAGAAUAUGCUGUUGGCCACCAAGCAACUUUGUAAAGAAUUUACGGAUCUGCUGGCGCAGGACCGGACACCGAUCGGGAACAGCCGACCCAGCCCCAUCCUGGAGCCGGGGAUCCAGAGCUGCCUCACGCACUUCAGCCUCAUCACGCACGGCUUCGGCGCCCCGGCCAUUUGCGCCGCGCUCACGGCCCUGCAGAACUAUCUCACCGAGGCGCUCAAAGGCAUGGACAAGAUGUUCUUGAACAACACCACCAGUAACAGGCACACGUCUGGGGAAGGCCCAGGUAGUAAAACUGGCGACAAGGAGGAGAAACACAGGAAAUGAAAAAUUUUUAAAAAAAGAAGGAAAAAUGUUUUAAAUACAAAAGGAAAAACAGACAAAAAUUUAAUUUUAGCUUUAAAAUGUUGGAUUGGCUUUGGAAGAAUUAUAUUAGGUAGAAUACACAUACAAUCAAAAUUUUAAAAAAAAGCUAAAUAACUUAAAAAAAAAAAAACUGAGGCGUACAACGGAGCAACAAUAUCGGUUCUCAGUGUCUAUUUCAAGAUACACUUGGAGACAACCGUCCGGAUUUUCCACUUCGGUUCUUUCGAGCUUAGUAAUACUGAUAAUAAAAGAAAACUAUGAUUUCCCCUUCCCUUUGGAAAAUAAACAUAAGACUAAACAUGAGAAAACGCUAACUUAUUGGAAGAAAAUCGGAGAAACGUUGGUGUCAAUGCUUUGAGAGCUGGUUGACUGAGACGCACGAACUUUUUAAUUUUAAAUAUAUUUUUAGGAAACUCUCGCAGUGCCCGCCCUCCAUCUCACUUCACCCCUCUUCCAGCCACCCUUAUCCUCCCUUCCUCACGUUGUUACGGGAAUCUUCUGGGAUGAAAAUGAGUGUGGUUGGCCCUUUUGCGUUGUUUCAGUCCUCUCGGUACAAAACCCCCUCCCCCGCCCUGCGAUCUUAACUCACCGGGUCCCGCUCCCCUGCCGCUUGCAUAAUUAGGGAGGGCGAGGGCGGGGCGGGAGGCCUGCGGAGACCAGGCGGAGGCUGCAGUUUUUGGUGCAGGCCGGCCUAGCAGGUUCUGGCGGCUGAGGAAAAUCCGGACCAAUAAGUUGAUUCAGACUCAUCAUCAGUUCCUUUCAGAAAUGUUACUAGCUCCCAGCUUUGACAGCAUCUGCAUAGAGAGAAUCUCACAUUUGUUAUAUUUGUGUCAUCUACUAAUUUUAUGAACUAUAGUAAAACACACACACACACACAAUAUGAAUACGUUGAUUAGUAUGUAAUUCCUUCGGAGGGGUAUGUACCAUUUCAUUCUCUUCUGUUUUCCAAAGCUUUGCCCGCAUGGUUUAUGAGCUUCUUCAAAGAGGACUUGGGCUUCCUACACAAUCUAUAAGGUACAGAGAAAAAAAAAAAAAAUCCGAUCCCUUUUUAAUCAAAGCCUGUGUGUCAGAAUUCUGCAGGUGCACUUCUUUAAAGAAGCUCAAAGGGAAUAAUUUAGAAAGUGGCCAAUAUGAUGGAAGCAGCUUUGAAUCUACACGCUAACAUUCCUCAACACUCCAGUUCCGGUGGGGGUGGCGGGGGAGGGCGUCUGCAAAAUGAAUUUUAAGGGAAAAGAGUAAGGAUUCUUAGAGCCCUAUAUUCUAAUAGUAUUGCCCUGCAUUUAAAAUUGAUUUGAUUUCCCUGGGUUCUUUGGUGAUUGCUGUUUAAGCGAGGAAAGCAGCAGCUUUGCGAGUGGACGUGGGGAGGAGGGCGGCACAAGCGCCCACAUUUCUGUAACAAUUGCUUUCUUAUAAGAUGCUUUAUGAAUGAGGCAUUUUUCCCUCCCAGACGUGCACUUGUUUCGGCAUAUAAUGGCAAAAUAAUGCAAAGUGAAGGGAGAUGUAUUUCAGCUUUGAUUUUUACCGUCUGGAUAUACUGGGACUAUUCCCAGUGGAUAAAGUUUCAUGCAUUUAAUAUUUCUCACUUCUGGCAGCCCAGCUCCUUUCUUGGGCUCCAUCUUAGCAUUAUCAUGAAAUAAGAUCUGGAAUCCAUUGUCUGCACCUCCCCAAAAGCAGUGAGAAAUUAUCCCGGAAUAGGGGUGAAUGAGAGACGUCUCUAAAUACAGUGUAGAUACACUCACCUAUUUAACAAAGUAGACAGGAUCUUUGCAAUACUCCUUGAAGAUAACCAUAUAGAUGUUGUUCUGCAGGAUUUAUAGUUAGCACCCACUCAAUUCUCCAGGACUCUCGGUUUUGGUCCCCUCCCGGUUUGCCUUGGUGGGGGUGGGGAUUGGGUGGGUGGGGAUUGGGUUGGGGUUUUAGGAACCUGCUGAGAGCUUUGCCCAUUUUUAUUAAAAGAGGAAGGGGAAGUUAGGAAACUGGUCUCAGGUCACCAAAAGGGCCCAAGCAACUGUUUGGGCCACGCUGCAUCCCCUCUCCAACCCCUAGCUUUGCUUGGCACCUCUGAUCUUCAGGGCCCAGCCCUAGAACUGUUGAGAGGAAUACAAUGGCCAAGAAUCAGACGUUAUGGAGAGUGUAGUCACUCUCUUUUCCCAGUCCACAGGCCUGUGCCUUCGUCCUAGAGCCUGGCCGAUCGCAUUAGAUGUGUUCUGAUUGCACAAGGCCAGGAGAGACCACACUGAAAACGAUCGUCUCCUUUCCUUGCAGGGCAACGCGCCCCACGCGUGUGACGUGCGAGAGACGCGAUGGACGCGCCUUGCUCUUACUGUGCAGGUCCUGAGAGCCUGUGGGCCACAGGCGCCCAGUCGUGUUGAGGACAUAGAAUCAGCCGCUGGAGGGGCUGCCGACUGCGCGGGCCCUUCCGGCUCUCGGUCUCACCCUAAGGGCUAAGGCGACCGAGAAAGCCCCAUUCACCAGUAGGUAAAGGGGCGGCGCCCGGUGGGCUGCAGGUGGGGAGGGCUCCCUGCGCUGCCAGCGGCCUCCCCGGGCGCCUGCUCCUGGAGGGAGAGUGGCCUAGAAAUAUCCAAGGAAUCCGAAGCUUCCCCUCCUCCACCUCAGCCAGUACGGAAACACCCCACCGUCACAAUCCUAAAGCGGGGAGAUGGGAUGGGAAUUGUUUUACUUGGCAAGGCAGGCUACCUUCAUUGCCAGGCGCCCUCAUUUGUGUGUUCCUCCUUGCUCCAGCGAGAUAGAACCUUUUGCGCCCCCGACCCCGUUUUGUGGAGUGAGCCCACUACCCCUUCUCCCUCCCUCACUUCUCCUUUCAUGUAGGACCCCCGUCCCCUCGCUUUCCUUAGCUAGGCCCGCUACAUUUAUCUGAUAAUUGAGUUAUUAAAAUAUUUGGUUUCCUUGGGCCUAUAAAUCAAUAAACAGUAGGAUUAACGCAAGAGUUUGCCUUUUAAGUCAAGGGAAACGUUUAAGGCAAGCCUCUUUGAACUUUGUUUUCAAACCAAACAGGUGAGUUGCAGCUCUCCCUCUGACCCCUUCACUCUUCAGACAUUUGGUCCCUGCCGAGUGCCCACUCCUAAACGCUCGGUCCCAAAACAAAAUAGCGAAAGACAGGAGGAGUCAGGAUGUGGCAGUGCUACCUUCACACUUUCCACUUCGCAAGUUCUUUUGAAGGUUCCAAAUAUCUCCAGAACAUUCUCUGCCCAAUCCUGCCGCCUCCUGCACGUAUUGUGGGUCUCUAGGGAGCAAGAAAUGUCCUGUUUGGGUGAGGAUUCCAUCAUCUAAAAAGAUCUUUAACUUCUCCCCGAGAGUGAGAAGGUAACUUUCUCCCCCCUUUCUCCACCACCUUCACUCCUACACCCCCAAUUACCUUGCAUUUUCUUUCCUUCUUUCUGGCCUCCACACCCAUAGCUUCCUCCACCCCCACUUAAAGAACCGAAGAGGCUUUCAAAGACCUGGCUGCUUUGUUUUCUUUGGCCAAGGAAGCCACUUUCUCUCAAGCAAUUAUUUCAUAUCCUAUGAAAUCUUUGGUCGAAUGGAAAACUCGAAACCCCGACCUUAUCUACACACUGUUCCUCUGCUACAAUGCAUUACUAGUUAAGAGUGUUUAUAAAGAAUUUGUCAUCACAUCUGAUAUCCUGUACUUGUAAUACAUUAUGUGGAAAGGAAAUAACCUUAAACCAUCUGAUGUUGCCUCAAGAGCCCAAACAGCGUUUCCCCACCUUUGACAAUGUAUGUGAAAUUACUGGCUUAAAAAAAAAAAGUAUCGAUUUUUUUUUUAACGGAAUGAACACUAUCCUUCUUUAAAUGCCAAAAUCGACUCCUCUUUUGAGUUGGUCUCUAAUUCUCUAACAUUGUUUUUGCCACACAAUCAAGAAAUAUCAAUCUAUUGACUCUUCACGAGAAGAGCUCUAGAGGGUAUUCAUGUUAAGUUUGUAUAUAUUUAUUUAUGCUUAAUUUAAUGGGAAUGUGUAAAUAUGGCGAGCAAGUAGUUUGGGAUUAUUUAUCUGUGAAUCUAUACCUCUGUGAAUGGAUGGUUAAAAACCGCUUGACCCUAGAUAGAAUCCUAUCUGAAUUUUUCUGUUCUUUAUAAACAAGCUGUUAUGGUAAUGGGUAGAAAUUGGUUUAUUGUCCAGUGUUAAUCUGAUUUACAUAAAUAAAAAGAUUGUUGUGUU